AUGAUGGUUUAUCUUGUCUAUGGUUUGAAAAAGCUUGUUAUUAAGUAAGAACUUUUUGAUGUACUUCAAUUACUGGAAUUGGUCUUGAUCAUUCUACUUGUCAGUCAACCAAUAUAUCUUGUACAUCUGUCACUGAUGGAACUUCUUGUUAAGAAUUUAAAACUACAUGUGAAUAAUACAUAGGAAGUAAUUCUUGUACAAAAACUGCAAACUAUAAAUAUCUAAUGA
Messenger RNA from Paramecium sonneborni, 228 nucleotides. Lineage: Eukaryota; Ciliophora; Oligohymenophorea; Peniculida; Parameciidae. The record is from the annotation of a GenBank genome assembly.